This is a messenger RNA of Acaulospora morrowiae, 368 nucleotides long. The record is from the annotation of a GenBank genome assembly. Lineage: Eukaryota; Fungi; Glomeromycota; Glomeromycetes; Diversisporales; Acaulosporaceae.
CAUCAUACGCAUCUAUUUCUGGAAGAAGAUUUGAUAUUACACUCCUUUAUCAGAGUAUUGCGAUGAUAUCCGUUCAAAUGUGGCUUCUCUUUGAAUGCAUCCGAUAUCGAAUUCCAACUUCAUCGAUCAAUAAUCGACGUCGUUGGUUUUGGAACUGGCACACCUUUGAGCCUUACAUGGUUUGCUUAGCCUCAUUGGUCGCGAUGUUGAGCGUGACGUUUUAUCUCUUUGACAAUAAAACUUGGUAUAUCGAACUUUUAGGAUAUCUGGCACUUGGCAUUGAGAGCGCGGUUCCCAUGCCGCAAGCGUGGCAAAAUUAUAAAAACAAAUCAGUGAUAGGAUUUAGGUGGGCGAGGACAUCGGUCUGA